Pisolithus orientalis is the source of this 1751-nucleotide messenger RNA. RefSeq names its product DAHP synthetase. The record is from RefSeq and is a predicted model, not a curated record. Bases 156 to 1649 code for a protein of 497 amino acids. NCBI's taxonomy places the organism in Eukaryota, Fungi, Basidiomycota, Agaricomycetes, Boletales, Pisolithaceae. The transcript has 16 exons. Gene Ontology annotation, biological process: aromatic amino acid biosynthetic process. Gene Ontology annotation, molecular function: 3-deoxy-7-phosphoheptulonate synthase activity.
CCGCUUAUGUAGUACUUGCGCAACGAUAGAGCCCUCACCAAAUAUUUACCCAGACUCCACUCAAGUAGUCGCAUCAGCGCUUGUAAGUAUUCUGUUAAACUACCAUCUCGAAGCCUAUCGAGUGAGGUUAUUGUGUGGGUCCGUAGUGGGAUCCCAUGGUGACGGGCACAAUGUGGUCACCCUCUUCUUGGACAUCGAAACCAGCUGUCCAGUCUGUAGAGUACCCUGACCAAAAGCACCUUGAUAGUGUAUUGGCAAAGAUAGCCACAUUGCCUCCCCUUGUGACUCCAGCAGAAAUCGAGCGCCUCCGUUAUCAGCUCAGUGCAGUACAGCGGAACGAGGCUUUCCUCCUUCAUGCUGGCGAUUGUGCCGAGAGCUUCGAUGCCUGUACGCAGGAAAAUAUUUCUGCGAAAAUCGGCCUUAUCCUUUCUUUCUCUCUUAUCCUCAUUUGGGGCGCCCGUCUCCCAGUAGUGCGCAUCGGUCGCAUUGCUGGCCAGUACGCAAAGCCGAGGAGCAGCCAAACGGAGAAAAUUGGGGACACACAAGUCUUGAGUUUCCGGGGUGACAAUGUGAACGGCUUGGACCCGAACGACAGGACUCCGGAUCCGGAGCGCUUGCUUAGGGCGUAUUUCCAUUCCAGCGCCACACUCAACUAUGUGCGGGGGCUGCUGACCUCUGGUUUUGCAUCCCUGCAUCAUCCGCGGGAUUGGUCGCUCUCCCAUGUACGUUCCCGUUCGCUCAGACGCAAAUACGAGCGAAUCACGGAAGGUCUAGCUGACGCAUUAGACUUUAGUCACACGAUAGGGGUGGAUUCAGGUCGAGAGAGCGUUCCAUUCGAACGUGGCGGCGAUCGUGGAGUCCUCGGCGAAGUAGACUUCUAUACCAGCCACGAAGGGCUCAUGCUUGGCUAUGAGCAGGCUAUGACGCGCGAGUUCCCGCUUGUUGACGGCGACGCGGAUACAGCAGGACCCGAAAAACAGAAGGCAGGGUUCUACAAUAGCUCGGCCCACUUCUUGUGGAUAGGCGAUCGUACGCGUCAACUCGAUGGAGCACAUGUGGAAUAUUUCCGAGGAAUCCGAAAUCCAAUAGGCAUCAAAGUAGGACCAUCCCUCGGCAACGAGGAACUCGUUGAGCUGUUGCAAACUGUCAAUCCUGGAAAGGAACCUGGUCGGAUCACGUUAAUCACGCGGUAUGGCGCUAGCAAGGUCCGCGACCACCUCCCCGGUCACAUUCAGGCAGUCAGAGGUUCCGGCCACCCAGUUGCCUGGGUGUGUGAUCCCAUGCAUGGCAACACACUCACCUCCGCGAGCGGUCUGAAGACGCGUAACUUUAGCACGAUUAUAAGCGAGCUAACAUCCUGCAUCAGUGUUCACUCCGAGUGUCAUUCACGCCUCGGAGGGGUAAGCCUCGAGUUCACGGGAGAAUUGAACGAGGAAGGGUUCAGUGUCACCGAGUGUCUCGGUGGUAGCAUGGAACUGAGUGAGGAUCAACUCGAGCUGCGAUACCAAUCUUUUUGCGAUCCCAGGCUCAACUUUGAGCAGUCGCUCGACCUUGCGUUCUUAAUUUCCAACUAUUUCAAGGAAGAGCGAUGUGGAAAUGCGAAAGCCCACGAUACCUUUGAGGCCCUUCUUGGAUCAAAAUCGAAGUAGCUUGAAACCCCCGAAGUGUUACAUACUUCUAAGAGAAACAACAAUGUACUAUGUUAUUACAUGUAGAAAGAAUGGUUCGAAUGCAUGUAAGUGAAGUCGCAA